GCAAACACAACUCCACAUUUGUAUUGAGAUCUACCCGUGCACCUACGUCCUUGCACAGCCUACAGAUUUUGUGUGUGUGUGUGUGUGUGUGUGUGAGAGGGGCACCAGUAAACAUAGCAGUGCUGCUACAGAUAAACUCCAAAUAGCUCUAUAGCCUUGUUGAGUGAGUGACAGGAGUUUUUUUUCUGGAUCUGAAUUUAAGUCCUCAUAGCCUGGAUUGGAUUAUUAUUUUUUUUCCCCCGUCGUGAUACCCAAUUUAAGAGGAUACCUGUUACUUUCCAAUUUUUUUGGUUGAUUAUAGAGCGCGCCAUCCCAGGUGUGAGGAGGGCACAGUAUGAGUCAAGCUGCAGAUUCGUGAGGGAGGCUGGGCCCAGAAGGAUAAGCACCUUGCCCUGUUUUGCUCCUUAGAGGAAAGGAGAACAUUGGUUAUCUGCUUCUGGAAAAGGGACCAGAGCCCUGGAUUAAUGUGUACACAGGCUCGACAAGAAAGCAGAGGAUUCUGGGUUACCUGAAGACCUGGAGUACACAAGUGAACAGGCCUGUAUUGAGCCUGUGGCACAGGGGAUUGGCAUGGCUCAGACCAGCUUUGUGUCGACUCAUCAUGCCUGUCGGGCUUGAUUGCAGAAAGGAGCCUAAAGCUUGCCCCGUUCUACACGCGGAACACUAUACAACACCCAAAAAAUCUCAUUUGCAGUUAUGACUGUUGAGCUCAACACCCAUUAGGAUUUUUUAAUAUUACCUGAGAGCGCAUGUUUUGUCAGUGAGAGGGGGAUGCUUUUUCUUCAGGCUUAUCUGCCAUGGUAAAGGCAUUGAAAGCAUGAGCCUCUGACUACACAGAGGAGGUCAUCGUCCAAACAAGGAUCAGCUCGACAAACACUGACCAGGUCAGGAUAUCACCAGAAACCCCUCGGACAAACUUUUCCUUUGAGAAAGGAUAAAAGAAAAUUCAAGAGGAAAUCUUGAUUGGAUUUUUGGUGGCUGGGAAGGAUUAACCACAUCGUAUAAAUCAGGGGCUCUUGAGUGAUUAGACUGCCAGGCAACACAGCUUCAAGAUGGUGCGUCAAUGCAAGGCCUUUAUCCUCUUCCUCACCCGGGUCGGGCUGCUGCUGGGUCUUGCUAACCCCCUGAUGACCUCCGCCUCAUGUCCCUCAGCCUGCCGCUGUGAUGGGACCUUCAUCUACUGUAAUGACCGUGGCCUGACUUCCAUCCCUACUGGUAUGCCCCAGGAUGCUACAGUGCUCUUUCUGCAAAACAAUCGCAUCAAGAGUUCAGGCAUUCCUGCAGAGCUCCGCAAGCUGACAAAUGUGGAGAAGAUCUACCUUUACUGCAACAAUCUGGAUGAGUUCCCCACUAACCUUCCUCUUGGGCUGAAAGAGCUCCACCUUCAGGAGAACAACGUUCGGAUGAUUACCCAUGCCUCUUUAGCUCAGAUUCCCUACAUUGAGGAACUACACCUGGAUGAUAACUCUGUAUCUGCGGUCAGCAUAGAGGAGGGGGCCUUCAGGGACAGCAACCACCUCAGACUGCUUUUUCUCUCCAGAAACCACCUAAGUACCAUCCCUCUAGGCCUACCCAUGAGCAUUGAGGAGCUGCGCUUUGAUGACAACCGCAUCUCCUCCAUCUCAGAGCAGUCGCUCCAAGAUCUCAUCAACCUGAAGCGACUAAUCCUGGAUGGUAACCUGCUCAAUAACCGUGGGAUUGGGGAGAUGGCUCUCAUCAACCUGAUCAACCUGACUGAGCUCUCGCUAGUGAGGAACUCGUUGACAAUGCCCCCAGCCAACUUGCCAGGCAACAGUUUGGAGAAGCUGCAGCUACAAGAUAAUCACAUUAAUCGGAUCCCGCCUGGGGCUUUCGCCUUCCUUAGGCAGCUGUAUCGCCUGGACCUGUCUGGCAACAACCUGAGCAGCCUCCCACAGGGUGUGUUUGAAGAUCUGGACAAUCUCACACAGCUCCUGCUACGCAACAACCCCUGGCAGUGCAACUGCAAGAUGAAAUGGGUCCGUGACUGGCUGCGGUCGUUGCCAUCUAAGGUGAAUGUACGUGGCUUCAUGUGCCAGGGUCCUGAUAAGGUCAAAGGCAUGGCAAUUAAGGACCUAACUACAGACAUGUUUGACUGCACGGAAUCAGAACUCAACCCCACGUAUGAGACAAGCACAGUCUCCAACACUUUACGCCCCACACAGCCCCAGUGGCCCUCGUUUGUGACUAAAAGGCCUGUAGUAAAAGGGCCUGACAUCGGUAAGAAUUACCACAGCACCACAACCUCUUCUGGCAGAAAGAUCAUCACCAUCAGUGUGAAGUCAAGUAGUGCUGAUGCAAUACACAUAUCAUGGAGGGUGUCGCAGCCCAUGACUGCCCUGCGGCUCAGCUGGCUAAAGCUGGGACACAGCCCUGCCUUUGGCUCCAUCACUGAGACCAUUGUGCAAGGGGAGAGGAGGGAGUACCUGCUCACAGCGCUGGAGCCAGAGUCUUCCUAUAGGAUAUGCAUGGUUCCCAUGGAGACCAGCAACAUUUACCUGUCAGAUGAGACCCCUGUUUGCAUCGAGACAGAGACUGGUUCUCACAAAUCAUACAACCCGACUACGACUUUAAACAGAGAGCAGGAGAAAGAGCCUUACAAAAAUUCCAGUCUGCCUUUGGCUGCUAUCAUUGGAGGGGCUGUGGCUCUUUUGGCAAUAAUCAUGUUGGCACUGGUGUGUUGGUAUGUCCACAGGAAUGGUUCACUUUUUUCCAGGAACUGCACCUACAACAAAGGCCGUCGGAGAAAGGAUGACUAUGCUGAGGCUGGCACUAAGAAGGACACCUCCAUCCUAGAAAUACGAGAGACAUCUUUUCAAAUGAUACCUAUAAAUCACCUGCCUGUGUCCAAGGAGGAGUUUGUGAUACACACGAUUUUCCCACCUAAUGGCCUGACUUUAUACAAAAGCCCACACACCGACAACAGUAUUAACAACAGGAGCUACAGAGACAGUGGAAUACCAGAUUCAGACCACUCCCAUUCAUGAUAUUGCGCAUGGUCAUUCAUGAGGAGUGCGUGACAUAAACAGAGUGGCAAGACUUUUACAAAACACUGGAUCUAUAAGACUAAGGAAGCAAUGUUCUGUACAUUUGCCAUAUAAUUUAUAUUUAAGGACAUUUUAUGAGGAUGGAGAACGUUCCAGUUGCAGGCCGUCACUGAACCAUCAGUGGGUAUUGUAACUAACUGCAAUUCUAUAUUUUAGGAAUUUGUAGUAAUUUGUACUGUACUACCUUUGCUUAAGGUUAUCGACCAACUAAAAGAAACUCUGUGUUCUACUGAGAUAUGACUUGUCAACUGUGAAAGUGGGUUUUCAUUGCUGUGUUGAACAAUCAGACCUUAGAAAACCUUGUAGUAUAAGCACAGGUCAUUCUUUUAACUUUGUGGCUGUCUGAAAAACAAAAAGGCAAAAAAAAUGACAUGAAGUAAACUAAGGCACAGCUGAUCAACUAAUUCGCAAAGCAGACAUGUUGCCCUCUAAAAAUGUGAGCAGUCAGUAGCUGUCUCCACCUAACACAGACCAAGAGUCUUGUUCUAGUAUUCACCAGGUAUGGAGUACGAAUACCUAAAGAUGAGGUGCCAUGCUUUAUUUCUCUGCUUUGUUCAGUGUGUGAUUUUAAUUUCUGUUUUGCAAGAAGAGGAAACACAGCAAAGCGACCCAAGCAGGGUUCCAGUGUUUCUGAUAGGAUUGUAGACCACAGCACAGGGCAGAUAAAGCACACCGACCUUAAGGAGCUCUCUGCUCCUCAAAACAAGUAGGCUGGACCGGCUGACACAGAGGACCCCCCACUAUCUCUAUUUGUACAAGCCAACAAUGGCCAAACGACAAUGGCGGCAUUCUUUAGUACCAUGUACCAUACGUCAUUGUAGUCACCAGGCCAAAAAGACAAAACAUGUUGGCUUUCAUUAGAAUUACCACAGUGUCAGCAACUCCUUGUUAUGAGUAUUAUUUUGUAUUAUUUUCCAAAUGAACACACUAUUAUGUUUCCACAAUUUGAAGUUAACUGUUCUUAACAAUUGAAAACCAAAGUGCAUUGUAUGCCCUUUGGCCAGUCUUGUAUGUGCCUUGAUCCAAUGCUUCUUGUAUUUAGCUUUUUAAGAAACCAGUGACUUUUUUUCAUACACACUUGAAUAUGAAAAAUAUUGGUCAUAUUACAGAAUAAAAGUGGACAAAAAUAACUUUGCUCGUCCUUACCUUGAGUACACCAAACCCCACUCAAAAUACUUUUUAUUGUUCUGUUCAAUCAUGAUUAUCCCAUCAUGCUUUGCUGUGAUUGCUCAAUUUAUUUUAUUCUACUCAAGAGAAUUAUAUCUUUGUACAAAUGUGAACUGCCCUGGAGUAAAAAAAAAAAAAAAAAGAAGGCUACAGGGGAGCUGUUUUAUUCAUUCAUAUUUCAAAUUACUGUCUCGGCGCACAAUCCAAAAAUGCUUGGAGAUGAAAAACAUAACCUACUGUAUUUUUAUCCUCAACAAUGAUCUGAACUUCGGAGGUCUUAGCUCAUAGCGUUAAAGCCACAUCUCCCCUUCCAAGACACAGUGAACUCUUUAACAAUAACCGAGAUACUGUUCUUGAAACCCAGUUUUCCACUCCAUGGGCAGUCUGCAGAGCAACAUCUGCUUGAGGCUGCUGUUGUUCUUUCGUGUGGUGAAGCCAUGUGUGACUUAUCCGAUUGGCCAGAGAGAGAAAUGUCAUGGUAGAGUAGAAAUAGGCUGCGGAGAGAUUGGACUCUGGGGUUUGAUGAACCUCCCAGGCACCAGGGCAACAGAAAACUAAUGACGAGGCACCAUAUGGAGGGUGGUACAGGCAGACCCUGAUGGGGAUGCCCGUCCCUGCAGAGGACAGAGUAUAUAUACACUGCUCUGGGCUCCAGGCAGAACACUUAAUGACAUGGUUGCAGCUCACCCGAGCAAGGGCCCAUGAAAAGGUACACAUGCAAAAGCAGUAAAAUACUCUAUUAGCCCAUUUUACAAAUGUAUCCAACAGACCAUCUUGUGAAAGCUAACAUAAAGUUAAUGCAUUUCGGAUUAUACUCACCAGAC
This is a messenger RNA of Epinephelus fuscoguttatus (brown-marbled grouper), 5056 nucleotides long. It is a transcript of the gene flrt3, whose product is annotated as fibronectin leucine rich transmembrane 3. Lineage: Eukaryota; Metazoa; Chordata; Actinopteri; Perciformes; Serranidae. Gene Ontology annotation, molecular function: protein binding. The record is from RefSeq and is a predicted model, not a curated record. The transcript has 3 exons. The coding region runs from base 1053 to 3005 and encodes 650 amino acids.